AUGAACUUUGAAGAUCUCCUACAAGAAGUAGGUGGUUUUGGCAAAUUCCAGGUCCUAACGUUGCUCCUUCUCUGCUUUCCAAGACUCUUAUUGCCCCUGCAUUUCCUUCUGCACAACUUUCUGGCGGCCAUCCCACGUCAUCACUGUGACAUCACAUAUGAUGACCGACUGGCCAACCUCACCAAGGAAGAAGCGUGGCUUAUUAGCAUCCCAAGAGAUGCUGAAGAUGUCUUCAGCUCCUGCAAGAUGUUCUCAGAACCUCAGUUUCAUUUACUGGUUAACUCUACCCAGGAAGCAUCUAACACCACAAUGAACAUCACCGCUGUACAGAACUGCCAACAUGGAUGGAUCUAUGAUCAAUCCCAGUUCACGUCUACUAUAGCCACCCAGUGGGACUUGGUUUGUGAACAAAGAGGACUGAACCAAGCAACUGCUACUUUCUUCUUCAUUGGUGUCAUGUUUGGUGCUGUGAUCUUUGGCUACCUCUCAGAUAGGUUUGGGCGAAAAUCCAUGCUCCUUGUGGCAUAUGUAGGCACUCUCCUCUUUGGCAUGCUGAGUGCCAUCUCCGUUACUUACAGUAUGCUUGCAGUCACACGGACCCUGACAGGGGUGGCUAUGUCUGGACUCUCCCUCAUUGUACUACCUCUAGGCUUAGAAUGGGUGGAUAUACACCAUCGUACCUUUUCUGGGGUCACAACUAGUAUCUUCUGGAGUUUGGGAAAUAUGCUUCUUGCUCUGAUUGCCUACUUUGUGCGGGACUGGCGUUGGCUGUUGUUUGCUGUCACUCUGCCUUGUUUUGUGGGUAUCGCCUCUUUGUGGUGA
Messenger RNA from Anolis sagrei ordinatus, 822 nucleotides. NCBI's taxonomy places the organism in Eukaryota, Metazoa, Chordata, Lepidosauria, Squamata, Anolidae. The record is from RefSeq and is a predicted model, not a curated record.